Messenger RNA from Lizanozyma spartinae, 1221 nucleotides. RefSeq names its product Sfh5p (gene SFH5). Gene Ontology annotation, cellular component: plasma membrane; cytosol; cortical endoplasmic reticulum. The record is from RefSeq and is a predicted model, not a curated record. Lineage: Eukaryota; Fungi; Ascomycota; Pichiomycetes; Serinales; Debaryomycetaceae. Gene Ontology annotation, molecular function: phosphatidylinositol transfer activity. Bases 1 to 1221 code for a protein of 406 amino acids. Gene Ontology annotation, biological process: Golgi to plasma membrane protein transport; regulation of exocytosis. The transcript has a single exon.
AUGCUGACACGUGUAAACGAAACUUUAGUGGUCAGAGAGAAGAGUGAUGGAUCAGGGUCCGCUUCCGAGUUGAAUCCGUCUGGCAGCCCCUUAAGCCCCAGUCCGAGUUCGGAGUCAGAAUCAUCAAUAUUUGAAACAAGAGUGAAAAGAUCACCAGAACCAAAGAACGACCUUACCACUUUACCACAAGAGGAGGCACAGAUCAUGUCAGACGUAGAGAAGAAGGUCUCCGAGUCAGCAGAGCCUUGGGAAGAAGUCAAGAAAACCAUUUCGACUCGGGAACUCAAAAAGGAAGAGGCACUCAAACUUCAUCAGCUCACAGAAGCCUUACCCCAAAUCUAUACGAAAGUCGAUAACCCUGAGUACGAUGAGAUAUACGGCCAUAGAGUCAAUGUUGCUGGAUUAGAACAUGUGGACAUUGAAGUCCGAAACGAGAUUUUACUCAAGUUUUUAAUUGCCCGAGAGUUUGACGUAGACAAAGCUCAGAAAAUGCUAAUCAAAAGUUUGAAUUGGAGAAACGAGUUCAGACCAUUGCUGGCUGCCUUUGAGGAGACUUAUGACGAUGAGUUGAACGAGUUGGGAGUGCUAACUUAUUUCACAGACUCCGACCAGAAGGACAACUUGAAGGUGACUACAUGGAACUUGUACGGGAAUGUGAAGAACCCCAAGAAGUUAUUUGAGAAGUUUGGAGGAGAGGAAAACUUGGGGACUGCCACCAGACCCGGAUCUCAAUUCCUAAGAUGGAGAGUCGGGUUAAUGGAAAGAGCUACUUGUCUAUUGGACUUUACUGAUGCUUCAAAUAAUAAAGGAGCCCAAGUACAUGAUUAUAAUAAUGUUUCAAUGUUUAAAAUCGAUAAGGGAAUGAAGAUAGCUACCAAGGAGAUCAUUCUGAUAUUUGGCGAUAAUUAUCCCGAAUUGUUAUCGAUUAAGUUCUUUCUUAAUGUCAAUAUAUUAAUGAGUUGGAUCUUCUCCUUCUUCAAGAACUUGGGUAUAAUCAGUGCAGAGACCCUUAGCAAGUUUCAAGUGAGUCAUAACUCAGAUAUUGGCUCCUAUUUCCGUCCAGAGAAGUUACCUCCACAAUAUAAUGGGAAUAGGAGUACACUGGUGGCUUCGUUAUUUGAUAUUGAUUAUCAAGGUUCUAAAUUAUCAACUUAUGGUCAAAUAAUCACCAGGAAACUUAAUGAAAAAACUAUUGAAGAUGUCAAUUUAACUGUGGAUUAA